Molecule: messenger RNA, 328 nt
Organism: Drosophila mauritiana
Lineage: Eukaryota; Metazoa; Arthropoda; Insecta; Diptera; Drosophilidae
Gene: Sfp77F
Exons: 2
Coding region: 28-279 (83 amino acids)
Source: RefSeq, a predicted model, not a curated record
AUACUAUCAUCAUUUUGUCCCCUCACUAUGAUGAGAAAGGUCGUGUUGAUUUGCUUACUAGCGACACUUAGCAUCGGAUUUUUACAGGGUCACACAUACAAGCCACUUCUUUGUGAAGAAACGAAUGCUAACAUAACCAGAUCUUCGCUUCUUGCACAAUGUGUGAAUCAGGACGAAUGUUUCAUAAACAGACCAGUAGGUCUAUGCCCCAAAUUUGAAGUUUGCUGCGUAAAAAAACAAGAUUUUAACAUUGACGAGGUUGAAUAUAUGGAAGAUUAAAUUAGCUGGAAGGUAUUAAACCUGGAAUAAAGCUUACUUGGAAAUGCUA